Molecule: messenger RNA, 594 nt
Organism: Talaromyces stipitatus ATCC 10500
Lineage: Eukaryota; Fungi; Ascomycota; Eurotiomycetes; Eurotiales; Trichocomaceae
Product: DUF814 domain protein, putative
Exons: 4
Coding region: 1-594 (197 amino acids)
Source: RefSeq, a predicted model, not a curated record
AUGGUAUACUACUUCGUCUCCAAUGUUGUGUCCCCCCCUGCGACCAUAUACGUCGGCAAGGACAAGUUCGAAAAUGAGGAACUCAUAAAACACGGCCUGGAAUCAGACGUUUGUGCCCACGUUUACCUACGUCUCAGAGAAGGGGAAACAUGGGAAAAUAUACCCAAGGAAGUCCUGGAAGACUGCGCGCAGUUGACCAAGGCCAAUUCUAUCGAGGUAAUCUACACCCCUUGGUCGAACCUCAUGAAGAACGCCUCCAUGGCCACAGGCCAAGUCUCAUUCCAUAAUCCCAAACAAGUGAGAAAGAUUUUCGUGGCCGUGCGUCAAAACCCAAUUGUCAACCGACUCAACAAGACCCGCGUCGAGAAAUUUCCGGACUUGCAGGCUGAAAAGGAAGAAAUUCUAAAGAAGCAGCGCAAGGAAGAACGAAGAGCGAGAGAGGAAAAGAAAGCAGCGGAGAAGAAGGAGAAGCAGGAAAGGGAGCAGUUGAAAUGGCAAAAGGAACAUGCUUAUGAUGAUUUGUUUAGUGAGGAGAAUAUGAUGCAGAGUAAUAAUCAGGAUCGCGGGGAUGAUUUCUUGGAUGAUUUUAUGUGA